Messenger RNA from Prunus armeniaca (apricot), 363 nucleotides. The record is from the annotation of a GenBank genome assembly. Lineage: Eukaryota; Viridiplantae; Streptophyta; Magnoliopsida; Rosales; Rosaceae.
AUGUUUGUUCAAGGAGUACAAAACGGUACAGGGCCCAUUGACAACCCAAGAGAUGAAAUGCCGAUGCCUCAAGCGCAACCCGUCGAAGAAUUGGAAACGGUAAUCUUGAAUGAAGAACAACCCAAUCGAUAUGUGAAAAUCGGUACCACACUCACCCCAUCCCUCCGAGCACAAUUUAUCGAGUUCCUACAACAUCAUUCAGAGGUGUUCGCCUGGUCUUAUGAUGACAUGUCAGGCAUCUCUCCUAAGGUCAUCAGCCAUAAGCUCAGCAUUUCCUCCGCCUAUAAGCCCGUAAGGCAGAAACGUCGUUCGUAUGAUGCCGAACAGUAUGAGGCCAUGCGAACCGAAGUUGAAAAGCUCUAA